Molecule: messenger RNA, 267 nt
Organism: Paraglomus occultum
Lineage: Eukaryota; Fungi; Glomeromycota; Glomeromycetes; Paraglomerales; Paraglomeraceae
Source: the annotation of a GenBank genome assembly
AUGUCUGCAAACCAUCUAAAUGAUCCAAUUGGGAAUCCAGUAUCCAAGAAGGCUGAUGCACUGGCCACAGAUCUUAUAUGUGAUGAAUAUGGAGUUAUCAGGAGCCUCCGGAAGUAUCUUGGAGCUAGUGUUGAGACUGCCAAGAAACUUAAAACAUACAAUAUUCAAAUCGUUGGUAUGCAAAUUAUUGCAUUUCCCCAACAAUCAACGGGAAUAUUUGUUGGUGAAAUGAUUGUAGCCGAACUUGUAUCAUAUACAGUGUGUUAA